Molecule: messenger RNA, 4040 nt
Organism: Sander lucioperca (pikeperch)
Lineage: Eukaryota; Metazoa; Chordata; Actinopteri; Perciformes; Percidae
Gene: igf2b
Product: insulin-like growth factor 2b
Exons: 4
Coding region: 151-798 (215 amino acids)
Cellular component (GO): extracellular region
Molecular function (GO): hormone activity; growth factor activity
Source: RefSeq, a predicted model, not a curated record
AAUACUUCUCCCUGAGAACUUUUGCCUGUCGCCUGGUCUUUGGGACAGCCUUCACACAUCAUCUCAUAUAUCCGCACCAACUGGGAAAUUAACUCACCUGCAAUCUCUACAACCAAAUAACCCCCAACGUUUUGACUACUGCCAACUGACAUGGAGAUCCAGCAAAGACACGGACACCACUCACUUUGCCACACCUGCCGGAGAACGGAGAGCAGCAGAAUGAAGGUCAAGAAGAUGUCUUCGUCCAGUCGCGCGCUGCUAUUUGCACUGUCCCUCGCGCUCUACGCUGUGGAAAUAGCCUCGGCAGAGACGCUGUGUGGGGGAGAGCUGGUGGAUGCGCUGCAGUUUGUCUGUGAAGACAGAGGCUUCUAUUUCAGUAGGCCAACCAGCAGGGGUAACAACCGGCGCAACCAGAACCGCGGGAUUGUAGAGGAGUGUUGUUUCCGUAGCUGUGACCUCAACCUGCUGGAGCAGUACUGUGCCAAACCCGCCAAGUCCGAAAGGGACGUGUCGGCCACCUCUCUGCAGGUCAUACCCGUGAUGCCCGCAUUAAAACAGGAAGUCCCAAGGAAGCAGCAUGUGACCGUGAAGUAUUCCAAAUACGAGAUGUGGCAGAGGAAAGCGGCCCAGCGGCUCCGAAGGGGUGUCCCCGCCAUCCUGAGGGCCAAAAAGUUUCGGAGGCAGGCGGAGAAAAUCAAAGCCCAGGAGCAGGCAGUCUUCCACAGGCCCCUGAUCAGCCUGCCUAGCAAACUGCCUCCUGUCUUGCUCGCCACGGACAACUAUGUCAACCACAAAUGAGCCCGCUGCCAGCCCUUUGCACAAGAGUUUGGAGGGAGAAAAAAAGACUAGGGGAUUAUAGCUUUGUCUCUGAUGUCAUUUCUGUGGCAGUCCUCUUUGACCUCCCCUGCCCUGUCCGAGCCCACCAAACCCCGCUCUAAUCCACUACUUCUUGACCCCCUGGCCCUUUUCUUAUGCCCCCCUCAACCCCACCCACCCACCCUCCUCCGGCACACAAACAUGCCUUCACAUUCUUCCUGUCUGAACUCUUUAGCUCCCUCUCUUUUUCAGUCACUGACACAAAGGCACAAACACAAAUGAUGAACAAAAAGUUAACAAUUCGGCUGAAUGCAAUUCAGGUGGAUCCUUAAGCAAAAGAGAAAGGGGAAGGGAGAAAAGAAGAUGAAAGAGAUCUGUGGUUUGCAAGUGUCAAGAGGACACCCAGCGGAAUGUUUUUUUGUCCUUUUGGAAGACAACUGAAAGUGAAGAGCAGCUUGCAUGAAAUAAUCCAUUCCACAUCAUUUUUCCUGAGGCAAAAAGAAAAUCUCUGUUAGUUCUUUUUCUUAUUAGUUUGCACCUUUACCUAUAAAGGGACUUCCACACUGUAAGGAAUUAUUUUGUAAAAUUAGAUUCCUGUUCCAGCACCUUUUGAUCACAAACAAAAAGCAGAAAAGAGUCUGCAAAAUUGCACAUUGCCACGGAUUACGUCAAAGUAAAGAAAAAAAUGGCACUAUUUUUUUAUGAACAAUGAACGUGUAGCUUAAAAAAAUGUCAUGGUGCUAGCUUUGGGAAUGGACUCAAAGAAGAGGUUGAAAAGCACGUUUUUUUUCUUUGAAUGAAUAUUAAAACUUUCCGUUUUAAGGAAAGUGUGACUUUUGAAAAAAGGAAGAUAAAGGAUAUGGGGGAGCUCCUGGCAGUGGCAAUGUAAAGGGGGAAGUGUCACUGAGAAAAAUAUGGGCUGUGUCGGCAUCUAGGCUAGAGUGCUAGCGGCUGCUCAUCAAUAGCUUGCCAGCAUUAGCGGCAAGGGGGACCUGAGACCCAGUCCCUGUUCUUCCUGUCCCUGCCAGACACAGGGAGCAGUGUGAGGACAAAUAUGGGACACCGUGGACCGCCUGGAUUGAGACAGUACUACAGUUCUGGGACAGCACUUCCUGUUUGCUAUGGCUUUGCAGACUGCUCUGACAGGAAGUAACAUGGCAUGGACAAAGAGCAAGUGGGAUAAUGAUGAUUAUAUUUUAUUUUUGUUUUCUUUUCAUAUCAAUGUUUCAAUGAAAAAAAGGAAAACCCCGUCAGUUUCUGGUACCGUGACAUUCCUGUUUUUCCAAGUUAGGCUUUUAUUUUUGUUUCCAUGGUUAUUGUUGUGAUGUUAUUUUACAGUUCUAAUGGCACAAAAUUUCAAUUCAAAGGGAAAAAAACAGCAAUAAUGUCAACUAACAUUUUAUUGUUAUUGUAUAUCAGUAGUAUUCACAUGCUUUUGCCUGAAAACAAAUACUUGAAUAUAUAUAUAUAUAUACAUCUCUAUAUAUAUAUAUAGAUAUAUAAUUAGUUUCCAGGGACGUUGUGUUAUUUUCCUUUAGUCUGAGCUGUAUCUUGCGUAAUGAGCCGCCAAGCUUUUUUUGUUUGUUUGUUGAAAUACAAAUAAGGGCACUGUAUAAAGGCAUUAUUUAUUUUGUUAUAAAAUAUAUUUGAAAAAUUGGUCCAAAUAAUAUACGUAGCACUGAUGCUCAACUGACGGAUUUAUUUUGUAUGAUCUCUGUUUUCCAAUUGGAGUUGUAAGGCUUUUUGUAGAUGCUUUGUACCAAAAAUAAUGUCUUUUUUUUCCUUUUUCGUUUGCCAUAGUUACUUUAAAUUAAUAUUUUAACCGCAGCAUAGCCUGGAUUGCUUAGGCAUGUUAUGUCACAGAAAUAGGCACAUACUCUGAAUACAUUGGUCUGCAUGGAUUUCCAGAAGCCUGUCAGGGGUUAUCUGUGAAAAGAAAAGCAUCAAUGAGUGACUUUAUUCUUGGAAAAAUAACUGUUCAACAGUGAUUGUACUCAAACCCACUAUGUUUUGAAGCCACUUUAGUAUUGAUGGCAGGAGAAUGAUCAUCCUUCAUUAAACCAUGUCUUUGGAAUUGUGCAUGGUGUCCUAUGAUCUUCUAAGGAGCAUGCGUAUGUGCCAGUGCCACUGAUGUUGUCACGCAUUGGUUUGGAUCGUGAGGCCAUAACUGUCCGGUCAGUUGUAGAUUUUAGGGUUUAGCUUAAAUGUGACUUACACAAGUCAUUGUGUCGAUGCCUUAAUUGGAGGUAAUGGUGUUGCUAUGAUGCUAGUAACCUUCAAAGGUCAUUGUCUAUUAAGGUGAGCUUAUCAUCGCUCAACACCUCACUGUCUAUCUGUCUGUCUGUCUGCCCUUUCUUCUCUGUUUGUAAAAGACAAUGCCCCUGAUCUUAUGCAUCAGCAGUAUGUAUCUGUAUUUGCAUGGCAAGGGGGGGUGGGGGGGAGCGGGUGUUGUUAGCCUACCAUUCACCCCUCAACAAUCUUCCAAUCAUCUAUCCAUUAUGCAUUUGAUGAAGGGCUAUCACGCUAAAACCAUUUCUGGAGCACUCAGGAAAAAGAAAAAUCUAUGCUCUCUAAGGGAGAAGAGUGUCAGUGAUAAUCCUGUUGUGGAAAGGCAGCUGAUGUUGUUGCCCAUACCUGGCCACAAUGAUACAGCUCUCUGUGACAAACCACUGAAGCCCAUGUCAGAAACAAGGUCAUUCUGUGCCACAUUAUAGUUUCCUCCUCCAUUGUGUCAUGCAUCACCCAUGAAAUGGAGACUUAAUGGAUACUCGCCCAACUGUAGUGAAGAGUCAAGCCAAUAUGUUAUAUCUUCUGUCAGAGAGAUCUCAAUUAUCAAGGCUGCGUCCUGUUUCUAAUUAUAUUCUACUUCAGUUGUGCAACAAAGCAGGCAGUGCAAUUAUUAUUAUAUUAUUAUUAUUGAUAAAAUUAUUAUUAUAUUUUCUAUUUUAUUCAAUAUUUUCCUGCUAGGACUGCAUUCAUUCACUAUUGUAAUGUUCAAACAGGCUACUCUAGUGUUCUUAUGAAUGGCGUGAAAGACAACCACUUCUUUUCGCUGAAUAUGAAGAGAUACCUUGCCGAGCAAUGGCAACUUACUCUGUGUCAGUAGCUCACUCAGCCUGUGUGUAUUUUAUUGAUUUAACCUCUGCAUGCUAGAACGUCCGAAAUGCACAAUUCAUGUACUUUCAUUUUUAAUAUCAAUAAAAAAAAACAUUUUAUCAAACAUA